UUCCCCACAGCUGCAUGUCCUUGAAGUAUUAACUCACCCCCUGGAAAUCCCAAUCCCUGUUCCAUUUGGAGCUCCAGAAAAUCUGCUGCCUCGUUUAACUUGGUGCUUACUGGGGCUCAUCGUCAGAGUCCGUGGCAUUACAUCAGAAAACAGCUGACCCAGAGUUAAGCAGUUCCUCAUUCCCUGAAGGAAACCCUCGCCUUCUUCUCUACCUCACCCUCAACUGUUUAGGUAUUACACAAGAAGUGACCGAGCCGGAGAGAUGGUGCGUUAUAUCUGAGGUUGAUGGCAGCCCCGUGAAGAGAGGCAUCAGCAGGGUGCCAAAGAGGAAUUUAUGAAAAUGAGAUUUCAAGGAAUAUUUUUCAUGGUUUCUUUCGUGAUCAUGGUGCUGGAAUCUGAGUCCCUUCUGACAAGAAAGAAAACAAGAAUGAACAGCAUCUUGGACUGGGAAAGCCAUUUUGAUAAAAGAUUCCUAGCUUUUGGAUCAAAUCGGGAACAGGAAUAUGAGCUACUUCUUCAGGUGACUUAUCAAAAUGCAGUGGAAAAGGGGACUCUGAAGGAUUAUCUGAAUGAUCUGAAACCCUUGUGGCUCAAUGAAACACUGAAAAUCACUGGAGCCAAAGCUACUACAAGCUGCACCAAUGUGAGUGGGACCUUGAAAUGUGGUUGUGAAGAUGGAUAUUCCUGGUUCUCUCAGUCGUGCCUGGAACCACAGAAAUGUCAUCUCAACAUGACCGGAAACCCCCAGCUCUGCAGAUGCCAUCACAGCCAUCUCAAUGAGAGUAGAACCUUUUGUGAGAGGACAACGAUUUUUGGCAGUUUUAAAAUGAAAAGGAACUUUACAAAUGAUCUUCUGAAUUCAUCUUCAGCUGAAUUUUGCAGCUAUGCCACUGGCAUUGAAAUUCAACUUAAAGAAGCCUAUCGGGGGAUUCGAGGAUUUGAUUCCGUGCAUGUCACCCAGUUUCGGGAAGGAAGCAUUGUGGCUGGGUUUGAAAUUAUUGGUUCCAGCAGCACAUCUGAGCUAUUGCCUGCUCUCCAGAAGGUGGCCGGGAAAGCACUAAGAGCCUUAAAGGAGCACUAUCCAAUAGAAGACAGUUCCUUCCAGGUGAAAGGAAAAGCUGAGUGUAACGAUCAUGUUUUUGGCUUUGGUUUUGAGAAUGACCAAUACACUGUACCCUGUGGGGAUGGAUAUGUAGGAAACAUCACGGCCAAGUGCCAAUCCUCUAAGUGGAAGAUUGAGAAGGAAACUUGUGUACUCUCCCAGAUGGACGAACUGAAGAAGAACAUAACUGCUCUUCAAGGCCAACUCAGGGAAAACUCUCUGUCAACCAUAAUACGAACUCUGUCCACGAUGACUGGGAACACCACAACCACGGCAGGAAACUUGGGUUCCGUGGUGGAGAUUCUGGGCACGAUUUCCUCCCUGUCAUUGUCUAACCAGGUCAAAGUCUCUCGCUCAACGAUGGAGGAUAUCAUAAUGAUAGCAAAUCACAUCCUAAAUUCUGCAUCCCUAAGCAACUGGACUGUUUUGUUGAAGGAAGAAAAUAAUGCCAGUUCACAGUUGCUAGAAACCCUGGAAAAUAUGAGCUCUCUGGUUCCUUCUUCUGCUCUCCCACUGAAUAUUUCAAAAAAAUUCUUUAACUGGAUUGGGAUUCCAGGGAACGAGAAUCUGCAGCAUGACGGCUUCAGCUAUCAUGCCACAUUCUCCCAGGAUAACAACUCCCUGCCCAUCCACGGAGGACUGUCGAUUGGAAAAAGUCAGUUUCAGAAUGCUGUCCCGGAAACUCUCAUCAGCAUGGCCUCUCUCACCCUGGGAACUCUGCUGCCUGAUAAUUUUCAUAACGCUACUGAAGUCAAUGGGCUGUUGAUCUCAGCUGUUAUUCAGAACUAUUCUAUCAACGAAAUUUUCCUGAAUUUUUCUAAGAUCAACUCGACACUAAGCAGGCCUCAAUGUGUGUUUUGGGGUUUUAAUGACUUGGAAUGGAACAUGACGGGUUGCCAACUGAUGAAUGAAACCGAAGAAACUGUGACUUGCAGAUGCGCUCAUUUGACGUCCUUCUCCGUGUUGAUGUCUCCCUCUGUCCCUCACGCCUUCAAUCCAGUGGUGGAAUGGAUUACCUAUAUUGGGCUUGGGAUCUCCAUCGUUAGCUUAGUCUUGGCUCUGAUCACCGAAGCUGUGUUCUGGCAGGAGGCCAAGAAAAACAGAACGUCCUAUACCCGCCAUAUUUGCCUGGUGAAUAUAGCCCUGUCCCUUCUCAUGGCAGAUAUCUGGUUUAUCAUAGGCACUUCCACCAAAGGCCCAGAAAAUCACCUGGGGAUUUGCACCGCCGUGACUUUCUUUACUCACUUUUUCUAUCUCUCCUUGUUUUUUUGGAUGCUCACUCUAGGCAUUUUGAUGGCCUACCGAAUUCUUUUAGUCUUCCAUCAUAUGGCCAUGCCCAUCAUGAUGGUCAUCGGGCUCUCCCUUGGCUACGGAUGUCCUGUUAUCAUCUCCAUCGUUACUAUUGUCAUCACUCUUCCCAACGGUGCCUACAUCAGAAAAGAUACCUGUUGGCUCAACUGGGCUGAAGAGGCCAAACCACUUCUGGCCUUUGCCAUUCCCGCCCUGACCAUCGUAACUCUGAAUCUGAUCACCGUAUCAGUCGUCCUUAUCAGGUUACGGAGACCUGCCGUUGGGGAAGGACUGACCAGAGAUGAUAAGACCACCCUGAUCCGUAUCGGAAAAAGCGUCCUCAUCCUGACGCCACUUUUAGGACUGACUUGGGGAUUUGGGAUAGGCACCAUGGUGGAUGGUCAAAGUUUGGCUUGGCAUGUCAUAUUUUCCCUCCUCAAUGCCUUCCAGGGAUUCUUCGUCUUCUGUUUUGGAGUGCUUUUUGAUAAAAAGGUACGCAGAGUUCUGGGUAACAGGCUGUCUCUAUUAAGAUCAUUCUUGCAGCAGAUGAAGAAUGCAUCCUAUGAACCAGCAACACUCAAGUUCCCAAAGCCGUUUAACCUAUUUCGAAAAGGGGCAUAUACUGUUUCUGGAACAGGAGAAGCCACCAGUAGCUUCACUCUAAAUAUGAUUUCUUCAUCUGAAGACUGGCAAGUAAGGCUUGUUGAUACCAGGAAUUGCAAGUCACUGAGGAGCUACCCCAGACAACUUUAGUGGACUAUCCUGGAUAACAAUGAUUUAUAAUAAUAUUAAUAACAGUAAUAAUAUAAUUGUUCAUUGUUUUCUGUGUGUCAAGAACUUACACAUAAAAUUUGCUUUCACCA
Ornithorhynchus anatinus (platypus) is the source of this 3255-nucleotide messenger RNA. RefSeq names its product adhesion G protein-coupled receptor F1 (gene ADGRF1). Gene Ontology annotation, biological process: synapse assembly; adenylate cyclase-activating G protein-coupled receptor signaling pathway; cell surface receptor signaling pathway. The record is from RefSeq and is a predicted model, not a curated record. Gene Ontology annotation, cellular component: plasma membrane. The coding region runs from base 335 to 3145 and encodes 936 amino acids. NCBI's taxonomy places the organism in Eukaryota, Metazoa, Chordata, Mammalia, Monotremata, Ornithorhynchidae. Gene Ontology annotation, molecular function: G protein-coupled receptor activity. The transcript has 16 exons.